AUGAAGACGGAGCAUGAUAGCAGGAAUCCUCUGUCUUCUUCAACUAGGGAAGCGUUAAGGGCUCAAUCUUCCAAAAGGAAAGCUAGGACAGAGAAAACCCUUUCCUUGGAAGGAUUAAUGAAUCUUCCUAACAAUGUAAUCGAUCUGUCCUCCCCUAAACAAAAAAGAACCACUCGUGGUGGUGAAGCGAAAAACCGUGGUUUAUUACUAUCUGGUAGUCAAAUUUCCUCUAAGUCUAUUGAUCUAGAGUCUUCCUUGGAACCACCUGCAACAUGUACUCCUCAUGAGUGUCUGGUAAUUAUCGAUCCUGGAUUGAAACAUGCUGAAGAAAAUCUUCCUUCUCCUGACGCUGAAGCUCCAGGUGUUCCUGGUAGUUCGAACCUUACUCUUGUGGAAAAUUUUGACACCACUCCCUUGUUUGGGGGUGAUUCUCACCCGAAAUCAGCUGUUGAUGUUUCUCAAAGUACUUCAAAACAAAUUGAUGCUCCUAUGCCUACACUUGUCACACUCGCAACCUCAUUGCCCUAG
Molecule: messenger RNA, 528 nt
Organism: Lactuca virosa
Lineage: Eukaryota; Viridiplantae; Streptophyta; Magnoliopsida; Asterales; Asteraceae
Source: the annotation of a GenBank genome assembly